This is a messenger RNA of Callorhinchus milii (elephant shark), 5867 nucleotides long. RefSeq names its product spermatogenesis-associated protein 13. Gene Ontology annotation, molecular function: guanyl-nucleotide exchange factor activity; protein binding. The record is from RefSeq and is a predicted model, not a curated record. Bases 259 to 4158 code for a protein of 1299 amino acids. The transcript is spliced from 13 exons. NCBI's taxonomy places the organism in Eukaryota, Metazoa, Chordata, Chondrichthyes, Chimaeriformes, Callorhinchidae.
GUGGAAACCUCAGUCUCUAAGGCUAACAUAACGUACUGUGCUCCCUUCUGUGCAGAUAUCUUGGAAGUAUUACGGUUGGAUUGAAUUAGGGGAACAUUUCAUAGCAGGGUAGUCCAGUCCAGCGAAGUACUGACCUCCCACAGUACUUGUGCGAACGAUAGGAAAGGAGGUCAAGCCGAGGUGGAGUCUGUCGAUGAAAGCAGCAGCAUCGAGUGGAUCAGUAGCUUUGAACUUUUUGACACUUACGGGGAUGGCAACAUGAAAUCCCUCCACAAUGGAUGUGCGAAUGGGGAUGUUGAUCCCUCGUUACCAGAAGAUAAUGUCGAUCCCGGGAUGUUCCGCAAUUCUUUUUGUCAGAAGGUAGAGAACGUUUUUUGUGAUCACAGCAAUGGCGACGGGCAGGGAAUGGAGUUGGAGGAGAGGCAGAACCCAUCCAAAAUCCUACGUUUCUUCUCCACGCCUAAAAAGCGGAGCGGUUGUGGCUCAGAAGUCAGGCCCGGCUCGGACGGCAGACCCCGCUCCAUGGUGCUGAUGGGAAGCACUCCCAGCUGGAAUAGCUUGUCCUCCUUAAGGAAAAUGGGCUCCUUCAAGAAGCUGAAAUCUUCGGUGUUUCAGGGCAUCCAAGCCCGAGAGGACGCAGACUUUAUAAACGGGGACGGUUUAGCGAAUGGUGCGCAGAAGCACAUGCAAAACGGACAUGUGUUGCAGGGGCAGGAGAGGUGCCCUCCCUCAGGCAUGGCGCAGGACGCUGCUCACAGCUCAGCGGAGGACUUUGCCUCCGAGGGCUCAGAUGACGAAGACGCAGAUGAAACCUUCCUGCGUCACACCCACCGGUCCCGCAGCAUCCGGCGGGCGUACGGUGUGGGGCGGAUCAACCUGCUGGACCACAGCAAGCCCCCCAUCCGCGAGGACUGCCCCACGUCCCCACCCCCCGGGGACCACCGGGAGCCGAAUGACCACGAGGCGCCGGACACGGACCGGGAGAACCACAAGGUUAUUUACAGGAAGAGCAAGAGCACCGACAAUCUGAGCUUCUUCAAGAAGAGCUCGUUUAAGAGGAAAUCGACCUCCAACCUGUUGGAGUUGAAAGUGGCCAACGAGAGUGAGAGGCUGCAGCGGACUGUGAGCACGUCCUCGGCAGAUUCUGACAAGCUCACUGCCAACGGGGCCAGGAGAUCCAAGCGGUGGAAGAGCCCUAUCAGGGCCCGGGACUUUGACCGAGUGUUAAAACUGGUGAGCAAUGUGGCGGACGUCACAAGGAGGCGGGAGAGUCCGACGCGGGGGCCAACGGGGGCGAGGAGCGUGGCUCGGCCCAGCAGCAGGCUGCACGACGAUUACUCCCGCAGGGUUUCCAGCACCUCGGAGAGCGAGAGUCGCAGGUCCGCCUCGAGAAGCAGGGACCAGCCCCCUUCCUCGCCUGCCCCCACCCCCACGCUCCCCAGCCAGGCCGAUGCUCGGAGUGCUUCGGUGCAGAUCGAGAGGUCGGUUUCCUCACCGGAGCUGAAAGCCAGCAGGGCCUCCCCCUGUUUGAACUUGAGCCUUGGGACCCCACACAGUCCAUUUGCCUGCUCCCCGCUCAGCCCCUCUUCCAAUGAAGUCUUCUCCCCGAGCCCAGGUGAACUAAAAAAUACGAACUGCUUUACGUUCGACACUGAACAGCCCGGUACUCCAGCACGGCCCACCGCUCCCAAGCCCCAGAGUCCCAGUAUCGAAAAGGUCAAGCACAAUAUCACUUUCCAUUGUCCGAACCGCCAUAGCAACUUGUCGCUCAGCUCCAUGGACAGCGAUGGACGGGCCGAAGGCGGCACCUCGAAGCCCGGGAAAAGCCCUGUGUUGUUUCAAGAUCUAGUGCAGACUGUCUAUUGCGACGAUGGCAAUGAGGACAGUGGGAUAAGCAGCCAUUCCCAGCUGAGUCUGAACACCAGCGCUUGUGGCAUGGAGGAGAAAAAGGAGGAGGUUUCUUCUGAAGAUCAGUGGAGGAAAGCAUCACCUUUGCAGGAGGAGGAGAAGGUUGAUGCCCAAAAGGCUGUGGAGAGGCGAUGGAGCUCCGGGAAAGCCAGGCAACGGCAGAGGCCUCUGUCAGACUAUGGGCAGCUGGCAAGCAGGAAGUUUUCUAUUCCUGAAGAUGGGGUACCCUCUCAGCCUCAAAAAACUGAUUCAGCCGGUGCCAGGGACUCGGUUGAUGGCUCUUCUAUGGACUCACACCCGCGGAAAUUCGCUGUGGUCCAGCGCCACAGGAACCGGAAAAGGAGGCCGAUUUCGGUAAUCGGAGGGGUCAGUUUCUAUGGCAGCGAUCAACCCGAGGAAAUGGACCACCUGCUUGCGGUUCAAACAGUUGCUCGACCGCCUGUUCCUUCGCAUCAAGUUCCACCAUACAAAGCAGUAUCUGCUAGACUGCGACCUUUCACCUUCUCCCAAAGCACACCCAUUGAUUUGGAUCGGGUUGGGCGAAGGCGGCAAAUGAGAGCAUCAAAUGUGUCUGCAGAUGGAGGUACAGACCCGUCAGGACUGAUUGAUGACAAUGGCAGUGAGGAGGAUUUUACGUAUGAGGAGAUAUGCCAAACAAACCCCCGAUAUCUUCAGCCUGGUGGUGAGCAGCUUGCGAUCAACGAGUUGAUAAGUGAUGGCCACAUCGUCUACGCAGAAGCAUUAUGGGAUCACGUUACUAUGGACGAUCAGGAGCUUGGCUUCAAAGCCGGUGAUGUCAUCCAGGUCCUUGAUGCAUCCAACAAGGAAUGGUGGUGGGGGCUGAUAGAUGACAAGGAAGCCUGGUUUCCUGCCAGCUUUGUCCGGCUGCGAGUGAAUCAGGAGGAUGCCAUGGGUGAAUACACUGGGAAGACUCCAGAGGAGCAACUGGAUGCCAGUUCCAGCAAACACCGCUUCCUGAAAACUGCAGAGAAUAAAGAGCAGAUGCGAACCAACGUCAUCAAAGAGAUCAUGAACACCGAGCGGGUCUACAUCAAACAUUUGAAGGACAUCUGCGAGGGGUAUAUUCGACAGUGUCGCAAACACACAGGGAUGUUCACGGAAGCACAGUUGAACACCAUCUUUGGAAACAUUGAAGAGAUCUACAAAUUCCAAAGGAAAUUUUUGAAGGAUUUGGAGAAACAGUUCAACAAAGAUGAUCCUCACCUGAGCGAAAUUGGAUCCUGUUUCCUCCAACACCAAGAAGGAUUUGGAAUCUACUCUGAAUAUUGUAACAACCACCCGAGUGCUUGUGUUGAGCUUGCCAAGCUAAUGAAACAAAGCAAAUAUCGGCAUUUUUUUGAGGCCUGUCGACUGCUCCAGCAGAUGAUUGAUAUCGCCAUUGAUGGCUUCCUUCUAACUCCAGUCCAGAAAAUCUGUAAAUAUCCAUUGCAGCUCGCUGAGUUACUCAAAUACACCACUCCAGGCCACAGUGACUACAAAAAUGUCAGCGCUGCAUAUGAGGCCAUGAAGAACGUAGCACGUCUGAUUAACGAGAGGAAAAGACGAUUAGAAAGUAUAGACAAGAUUGCGCAUUGGCAAGUGUCUAUCGUAUACUGGGAGGGGAAAGAUGUUCUGGCUAGAAGCUCGGAGCUGAUCCAUUCUGGAGAGUUAACCAAAUUUUCACGUCAAGGCAAGAGCCAGCAGAGGACCUUUUUUCUCUUUGACCAUCAGCUAGUGUUUUGCAAAAAGGAUCUGUUGAGGCGAGACAUGUUGUACUACAAAGGCACUGUGGACAUGGAUGAAAUGGAGGUGUUGGACAUGGUAGACGGAAGAGACAAGGAUUUUAAUAUUAAUGUAAAAAAUGCCUUCAAACUGAAAAGCACAGAAACAGAGGAAAUCUACCUGCUUUGUGCCAAGAAGCCAGAAGACAAGCAGCGGUGGCUACAAGCAUGUCUAGAUGAAAGAAAAAGAGUAGAAGAAGACAAAGAAAUGGGAUUUGAAAUCUCAGAAAACCAAAAGAAACAAGCUAUGUUAAAUGCCAAAAAGUCCAGGCAUGGAAAGAUGAAGGGUGUGAGCUACAGUGGGUGUUCAAUCCCUCCUCCACAUCAAGCCCUUCACCCUCUGCACCAACGACACAUCACGGUACCCACCAGCAUUCCACAGCAGCAGGUAUUCUCACUGGCUGAACCCAAACGUAAGCCAGCCCCCUUCUGGCACAGCUUCACCAAGUUGACCCCCUUUAAGAAAUGAAGAGACAGUGGUUGCCUUAGAGAAGCGGCAACAAAGAUAAAGGCCAACACAUCACUGUGGAGAUCACGGGCCCUGGGACAGCAUCCGGGUUGGAGAGGAGCUGAGAGAUGAAGUGUCACAUCAUUUGUCAAUGUUUCCUCAUAUUUAGCUCCCCACGCAGUUCAAUUGAGGCCUUUCUCUCAACGACAAUGAGCCAAGGGUUGAAGGUUGAAUGGGAGCUAUAAAGGAGGCGAGCAGCAAUGAAGCAACACAACUACAUUUUUACAAUGUGCCCAGGACGAAUUCAUAAGAUACUUUAGUAGGUUAGUUUACACAUGACGAGCACGUUAUUUCCAAUAGAAGUAAAGUUAUUAGAACAAAUUUGCCAGUAUUUUGUCCUGUUUAGCCUACUGGUCAUUCCUAUCAGUAAUUGGCUUUAUAGGCCACUUUAGUAAACCACUCACAACCUUAUUUGCCUUUUGAAACAGCAGAAGCCUCUGAUUCUUAGGCAAAUCUAUUCCAAGGAAGCACACUACCCCAAUAUGAGGUAACACUGGCAGGUAAAUGACAGUUUUUAAGCAAGCAUUUUAAAGUAUGAAAUGUGCAAAUGUGCAUUACUUAUAUGAGAUGAUCAACUAUCACUGUAGAAAUGUAAACGGAAUGGUUUUGUACAUUAGUGUCUGAUCUGUGGGUUAAACACAGAUUGCUGCAGCCAAGUAUGUAUGUAACACAGAAAUGCUCUCUCUUUGUCUUAGGAGGACACAGGGAUGUGUUUCAGCCUUAAUAUUUGAAAGUUCCCAGUGUACUUUCUCCCCAUUAGCACAAUAGGACCAUUCUCCCUACAACGGAGAGGAACUUUAAUUCUCACCAUUCCAAGUAAAGACUGUACCAAAACUGGGCCAUGUGGCCCCCAGUGCUCUUAUGUUCCUGAAACUUAUGGCAUGGACUAUAUGCGCUGCAAUGAAACUCCAGAAUGUGUCUUGUGAAUAGUCAGUCACCUACUAUGAACCUCCCUUCACGUUUCCAGGAAUGGCGUACAACCCUAGCUAAGCAUGGAGUCUUUGUGAUGCAGCUAAUGUAACAGAAUUGUGUGUGACCUUGGCAUUCGUUUUGUAAACUCUUGCCUUUAUAAAUGAACCGUGACAAUUAUAGAGAUGUUCGCUCUGUUUUUUUCUAUCAACCUUGCCAAUUCGCUGUGAAUUUUGUCCUAAAACGUGCGACAAUUUGUGAAAUGUACAUUUUUUUUUACCAAGACUUUUUAGGAAACUUUCAGUUACAAACAAAGGCAGGUGCUGGCUAACUGUCGUGCAUGGUUGGUGAACCAAAGGACAUUAGCCUUAGUAACUACCUGCCACUGCACGUUAUGUUACUUUGCUUUUGACGGGCUUGUUACUGGUUCCUUUCCAAAUUGCCUGUAAUAUAUGAAUUGUUCUGUGUAUAGUGAGAGCCUAUCUCAUUUUCAUAUUUUUGUCCAGACCAUUUUGUUUUGUGAUUUUUUUUAAGCACACGGAUAUAAAUAAUAAUGUCUGGUCUGUGAUGUUACAGUUUGAUGGUAAGUCGAACGCCUCAGAACAAUGUGAUGCACUGCUGCACAGUACUGAUAUCACAAGCAUGAUGUACAUACCUAACGUAACUUGUGUAUUUUUUUGUAGUGUAGUCUCAUUUUUGUUAUGUUCCAAAGAAUGAUUACCUUCAGUUAAUGUAAUAAAACAUUCAAUUUAAAAAAUUCA